UUAGUUGUUAAACAAUACACUUUGAGUUAAACGGUGAAAGUGUAUAGACGUCUUAAUUUGGUGAAGUCUUCAAAAAUGGCAACAAAGUCGAGUCCGGUUAAAUCAGCUUCAAAGCCACAAGGUGUAGUGGUCAAAGGUUACCUUUUCCUGUACAAUGCCGUACAAGUAGCUGGCUGGAGUUACAUCCUCUUUCAAUUGGUGAAUUACUAUCUGCUACAGAGUCCACAAUUUCGGGCACAAAUUACGCUUUGGGACUACACCCGUUUUGCAGUAAUAGUUUUCCAAAAUGCUGCUUUUGUUGAAAUUUUAAAUGCAGCUUUUGGUUUGGUAAAAUCAAAUCCAGUGAUAACAACGUUUCAAGUACUGAGUCGAAUGAUGGUUGUGAUUGGAGUUGUCAUGGCUACGCCGACUGGUAAAGUGUCACCUGGUCUACCGAUUGCACUUCUCGCUUGGGCUAUUACUGAAAUCAUACGAUACGGGUAUUAUGCCCUCAAUAUUUUAAAUAUCAUGCCCUACAUUGUGGUCUUCCUACGUUACACAACAUUUAUUGCGCUUUACCCCAUCGGCGUAACUGGAGAACUGUUGUGUUUCUGGUGGGCACAGAGCUAUGCCAAAACAAAUACAGUUUGGUCCUGGGAAAUGCCAAAUAAAUGGAACGCCACGUUCUCAUAUUUUGCGCUGCUGUGGAUUGUGAUGCUUCUGUAUAUACCACUCUUUCCGCAAAUGUAUUUGCACAUGUUUGCACAGCGCAAAAAGAUAUUGGGAGGAAACGUCAGCAAAUCUCAAGGAACUAAAAAAACUAAUUAAUAAGUUUAUGCAGUUUUUAAAUACAUUUAAUAAUAUGUUAAAAUAUAGCUACCGAAAUGCUCAAAGUGGCCUAAAAUAUUUUUUUUUUAUUUUACGUAAAACGCGAACAAAGAAAAUACAAAUACAAUAAUAAAAAAAUUAAAAUACAAAUAAUUAAGUAAGACUACUUUUGUGAGAUUUUGUAAUUUUUGGGCAUUAGCCAUCAGAUUUUUAAAUAAAAAGUUUUAUAAAAAAUA
Molecule: messenger RNA, 1043 nt
Organism: Anastrepha obliqua
Lineage: Eukaryota; Metazoa; Arthropoda; Insecta; Diptera; Tephritidae
Gene: Hacd1
Product: very-long-chain (3R)-3-hydroxyacyl-CoA dehydratase hpo-8
Exons: 1
Coding region: 76-807 (243 amino acids)
Biological process (GO): very long-chain fatty acid biosynthetic process; sphingolipid biosynthetic process; fatty acid elongation
Cellular component (GO): endoplasmic reticulum membrane
Molecular function (GO): 3-hydroxyacyl-CoA dehydratase activity
Source: RefSeq, a predicted model, not a curated record